AUAAAUCUAUGUUAAAUAGACGCUUCAAAAUAUCAACAACAACAAUUUUUUUUCAGUUCAGGGAAGAUUUUUAAGAAAAUGAAUAAUAAUGAAGAUGACAUAUUUCACGACAUUAUCAUGUCUGAAGAGAGGUUCCGCCAAGAGGGUUACAAUGCUGGGCUGAGUGUAGGGAGACAGACAGGUUAUCAAGAGGGAUGCAAACUUGGCUGGGAGAAAGGUGCUGCUGUUGGCUCAGAGAUUGGAUUUUAUUCUGGAUUUUGUGGAAUUCUGCUUGAGAAAUUUAAAGAUGAUGACAAGAAACAAAGAGUUUGUAAGGUCUUACAGGGUGUGUUAAGGCUCCUUGAGGAACUUCCUUUAAUUGAUCCCACCAAUCAGGAACUGUUUGACAAACUGGAGAAAAUCAGGGCCAAAAUAAAACAGGUGAACUCAUUAUUACCGAUCAACAUAGAAUUUCAAAGAGGCAGACAAGACGUGAAAGGAAUUUCAUUCUGAAAAUGAAAGUCCUUGAUGAUCUAUUUCACCGUCUUCUUCCUCAACAUGGAAGGAUGAAUCUUUGAAAUCUUCAUUAUAGGGGACUUCCACAGACAGGAGUAAGCUUUCUAUCCAGUGACAGUGCAAUGACCCCGUAAGUGAAAGACUCUAGGAUUUAUUGAGAUCUCUACAAGUGCAGAAAGAUAUAUCUUUAUGCAGCAUUUGACUUCAGAAAUGACAGGCAUCCACAAGCGUAAAGUGAAAGGAAUAGUUCAGAACUCAUUUAUCAGUUGUCAAACAUGUUGUAUAAUAUUUUAAAAUGCAGAAAUAAUGAAUUAAAAG
This is a messenger RNA of Saccostrea cuccullata (small rock oyster), 813 nucleotides long. Its product is annotated as protein LTO1 homolog. NCBI's taxonomy places the organism in Eukaryota, Metazoa, Mollusca, Bivalvia, Ostreida, Ostreidae. The record is from RefSeq and is a predicted model, not a curated record. The coding region runs from base 79 to 492 and encodes 137 amino acids. The transcript has 6 exons.